Molecule: messenger RNA, 3840 nt
Organism: Cavia porcellus (domestic guinea pig)
Lineage: Eukaryota; Metazoa; Chordata; Mammalia; Rodentia; Caviidae
Gene: Tmem65
Product: transmembrane protein 65
Exons: 8
Coding region: 409-1161 (250 amino acids)
Biological process (GO): cardiac ventricle development; regulation of cardiac conduction
Cellular component (GO): mitochondrion
Source: RefSeq, a predicted model, not a curated record
UGUAGAUCGGGGAGUCAGAAGGGUGGGAAAACCGGCGGGAGAGGAGGGCGGCGCCACGGGGGGGCGGCGCGAGGCUGACUCAUCCCUCCGGGCGCUGAGUGACAGUCGCAGACCCUCGCCGAGCGCCCGCUCCCGUGCCCGCGCUCGCUCCGCUCCUCCUCAGCCGGGAGGCGCCCGCCCGCACGCCCGCCCGCCCUGAGCUCCGCGGGCCCGGGCUCCGGAAAGUUUGUCGGGUCGGAGGGCCGGAGCCCCGCGGCCCCGGGGGCAAGAGCGGGGGCCCGCGGCGUGCAUGGUGCCCGGCGCCGCGGCCGCCAGUCCGGAGGAGCUCGGGGCGGGUCGGGCUGAGCCCAGCGCCUCCCCUCGGCCCCGGCCCCGGCCCCGGCUCGGCGGGGCCACGCUCCGCCCGCCAUGUCCCGGCUGCUGCCGCUGCUGAGGUGCCGGCCCGCGCGCUGCCUGAGACCGGGCCCAGCCGCCGCUGCCUUCGCGCCCCGCCCGCCGCCCUGGUGCAGCGCCCGGCGGCUGGGCACACACCCCAAGAAGGAGCCCAUGGAGGCGCUGAACACGGCGCAGGGCGCGCGCGACUUCAUCUACAGCCUGCACUCCACCGAGCGCAGCUGCCUGCUCAAGGAGCUGCACCGCUUCGAGUCCAUCGCCAUCGCCCAAGCAUGCAGAUAUCCAAAACCUGAGAUUGUCAUUGUGAAGCGUGCAAAGGAGAUAUCAGCAGAGAGCCCUGAUAGUUUUGAAAAGUUGGAAGCUCAACCACCCACCCCAGGACAGCUGAGAUAUGUAUUCAUCCACAAUGCGAUACCUUUCGUAGGGUUUGGCUUUUUGGAUAAUGCAAUUAUGAUUGUUGCAGGAACCCAGAUUGAGUUGUCUAUUGGAAUUAUUUUGGGAAUUUCAACAAUGGCAGCUGCUGCUUUGGGAAAUCUUGUGUCAGAUUUAGCUGGACUUGGACUUGCGGGCUAUGUCGAAGCUUUGGCUUCCAGGUUAGGCUUGUCAAUUCCUGAUCUGACACCAAAGCAAGUUGACAUGUGGCAAACGCGUGUUAGUACACAUUUGGGCAAAGCUGUUGGAGUGACUAUUGGCUGCAUUCUAGGAAUGUUCCCUUUGAUAUUCUUUGGAGGAGGUGAAGAAGAUGAAAAACUGGAAGAGAAAAAUUAGUCUGCUUAGAAUACCUAUAAAAAGAUGUAAACUAACGUACCUCAGUUAUUAGACACGCUGUCACGACAUUUAAGUGUUAAGACAGAAACCUUGUAUAGAUAUGGGAUCAAAUAAUUCAGCAUGUAUUAUGGAAAACACUAACUUAUUGUGGCUUGGUCUUUGUAGGACAUCUUUUUUUAAAAAAACUAUUUAGUAUUGUUUUGUGUAAACUAUUGAAAUGCUUUUUCAUCAAUGGCAGUCAGCAUUUUCUCUUCUUCUGUUUCUUUAUAUAUCAAAGUAUUUAAGUUUCAGCCAUUGUACUGUACUGACUUGGGUUUGCUUCUUUGUUACUUAGCCAUGUGUACAUGAAUGAAAGUAUUCGUUGUUGUUGUCAUUUCCUGAUAGAUGCGAUUCAACCUUAAGAUUUUUUUCAAAUUUCUUAAGGUUAUUAUCUGUUAGAGAUUUUUUUACUCUUUUUGGCAGCAUCAAUUUUGUACUGUUUCACAGUAAACAUUUACAAUCAUAUAAUUUCAGUAAUUUUCUUAACUCACAUCUAUUCAAAAUGAAUGCAAAUUUUAAGCAUAUAUUGCUCAUUUUAAUUUUCUGGCCAUAGUGUCUUAAGAACCAGAAGUUAAUUAGAAAGAAAUUAUGUAGUCUCCAUACAACCAUACAUGCUAACAAGUGUACUUACUUCUAGUUGAUUUUUUUACCUUUAAUUUCCCUAAACUGAAUAAUAUGUGUGAGUUCGGACUGCUGAACAAAAGAAAAUGGUUACUUUAAAAUCUUUUAGAAUAAGAAUUAUAAAAUAGAAGGAUCUAAGAAAUUGGACAUGGCCCUUGGAAUUUAAGAGGCUAAGUUUUUUUUAAUGAAGUAGAGUUGGAAAUUGCCAAGGUUAUAGGUAGUAAAGCUAAAGUAGUGUUUGGAAAGUGACUGAGAUGCAGGUUGUAUUGCCUGGGAAGGUUCCUCCCACCCUCAAAGUGUUAUCUUCCAUCUCAUCUGAAUAGAAUGGAUCUGAAUACUCCAUUAUAGUUUCAAUGUUUAGUGAACUUAAUUUCUGGAUAGUUUCUUUUAAAGUGAAAACUGUCGUGUAUUUUGCUUUUUUAGUGUAUAAUGUAGUCAAAAGUUACAUGAAGAGAAGUAUUUUCUCCCAUGUUCAAUCUUUUUCUUCUUUUGUGCAAGUGCUUAAGGCAUAUGCUUGGUUGAAGUUGCUUGUUUCCAGUCUUGUAUAUCUAACCUCCAUGUAAUCAUGUAUGCCUCACAGACUUUAAACCUUUUAAGUUUUUUAGCAUUUUAUCCUGAUGCUCCUGCUAGAAAUUUACUUCUGUUCAUAACAGAGUAAAUACAUCAUGGAAAAGAGAAACAAACUAUAAGUUACUGUUUUGGUUAUUAAAACCAUUUAUGUCGCUAAGUAGAUACCAGGGAAGACAAACUUAUCGAAUGACUAUCUUUAUAGGAGUAUUAUUUUGAAGUUUCAUUUAAACGUAAUUAUUCUCAACUCUUGUUUUCAGGGAAGAUUUUUUUUCACAAGAAAAUGUAUCAUAAAUUCUCUUCUCUGGACUUCAGAAUGAUUUAGUGAUAUCCAUUAGUUAUGAAUUUUGAGGGAAAAGGAAAAUGCACAAGAUAAAAUAAAAUAUAUAAAAUGCUUAUUAUGCAAAAUAGUGUGACAUGCUCAUUUGAUUAAAUUAGGAUUAUAUAACUUGAAAUCUUAAAAUUGUGUUUUAUGUCUUCCAUGUAUCACAUAUGAACACCAAAAAUAUCUUUUAAAUUUCAGAUUUUCAGUCUAUCAAAUUAUCAACUAUCAAUCCUAUCAGGAUUAAAGUGCUUAAUUUUUUUGGUAAAUGUGUAAAUGCUUUUGCCCCUAACUUUCUGUUUUUACAAUUUUUUUUACUGUGGUGCUUAACUUCUUAUUAAGUCCCAUAUCCAGGAACUUGACCUGGAAGUUUAGACAUAACUUUUGUUUUCUUUUUUUGUUCUUAAAAAUAAUCCAGUUGUACUAUUAAUGGGAUUUAUAUUAUUAACAGACUAGUUAUCAGAAUCUGUCAGUUUAAUUGAAACUGCAGAAUUAUUUAAGUUGCCAAAAUAUGGAAUGUAGAACCUUAAAACUGAAAGAUAUUUUAUAGUCACAAUAAAAAAUUUGAAUCAUAUAGAGAAUUGAUUUUCAAAAAAUGAAGCCCUAUGGUCAUUAACUGGUGGAAUACAUUUUUCAAGAUCUAAUUCUGCUGUAAUACGGUGCUUUGCACAAGUGAUUUUUGAAAAUCGGUUCCUUUUAAGCUAAUGAUAUAUAAUUAUUGUUUCGUGCUACUUACACCAAGAAUCUUACUUCAGAAUGAAACUGGAAGUCCUUGUUUCUCAUAUUAAUUGUUUCUCUCUUAUCAGCACUAAGACUAUGGUAAAUGAAACAUGAAUUGCUUACACUGUUCAUUUGAAACUCGCGUUGUCCGUGGGCUAUGAUUUAUUGACUUGUUGAUGCAUGUGAACUGGGUGCAUUUUGUUGUCGCUGUAUGUUAAAUGGUGACCAAUGUUUUUACAAAAGAAUUGAAUAACAACAACAAAAAAAGAAUCGAACAAAAAAAGUCUUUUAAGAAAUUUGGGAUGUGGUUUUCAUUUUAAAGUUUGAUUUUUUUAAACUAGUCUCAGAGGGCCUUUGAUAUUCUGUUGCUAAAGGAAAUUAGGUUUAAUAAAUGGAGAUUUGUUACAAGA